Messenger RNA from Xylona heveae TC161, 1161 nucleotides. RefSeq lists its product as hypothetical. Gene Ontology annotation, cellular component: Ctf18 RFC-like complex. The coding region runs from base 207 to 965 and encodes 252 amino acids. Lineage: Eukaryota; Fungi; Ascomycota; Xylonomycetes; Xylonales; Xylonaceae. Gene Ontology annotation, biological process: mitotic sister chromatid cohesion. The transcript has a single exon. The record is from RefSeq and is a predicted model, not a curated record.
CCUCCGCCUCACCUCCGCGACAACCCAAGCCUGCGACCAAAAUUCAGAGCUAAUAGUCAGUCUAUUGAUCAACUGCAACACCAUUGCUCACAAUCUCAAGAAUCUCCCAAUCAUCAAACCACCAAAAAAAAAGGCAAUUCUUAGCUGAAUAUCCACAAUCGGGACACAUACAAAGACUAUCGCAAAACCACCACAUUGGUAACAAAAUGCCUUCAAUACCACUCUAUCCUCCUUCACACAAUCAAUUAGAUUCGUGCGCGUCAAAUCCUUCUUCUGCUUCCUCUUCUGUUUCUGUUUCUGCGCCAGUCGCAGCACCCGCACCCAUACCCAACCCGCUUCCACCGCUCCUGCAUACCCCGUCUGGUCUGGCCGUUAUUGAAAUGCAGGGAACCAUCAACAUGCCCAGCGCCGAACUGGUGCACGACCUCGAUGACGACGACGAUGACGACGACGAUGAACGCAGAGACGGAGAAGAAAUGGAAGUGGAAAUGGACGACGAGAGUCUCGCAAAAGGAGGACAGGCAGCCAAGCAUAACAAACGGCCGAAAAGCAAAGCAGCAUAUGAAGCCGAGACGGCAAUCGGACGCCUCGUGUUUCCGUAUUAUUCGCCCACGGAGCCUACUGACAAUAAGUGGAUGAAACGCGUUCAUCUGUACGUGGGCAGACAUCAGCGCAUGACGGGCGAGGUGAAGAAGUUGGUUAAUCCCUUGGCUGUCAUUCGGCGGCGGCAGCAACAAGGACCGGUUGGUUCUGGGAAGGGGACGGCGAAUGAAGUUUCGGAGAAGGGGGCGGAUGUGGAUAUGGAUGUGGAUGUGGAUGCGGAUACUACGAGAGACGGCACGGCAGGGGAAAAUCGAAAUGGGUCAACGGCAAAAGGUGAUGACGAAGAAGAAGAGCUCGAGAUUGUGGAUAUUGUGCGGUACAAGAUCCUCUUUUCGCAGCGGCCGGAACCGGUCAGUGGGUGAUCAUGUUCAAAUUUUGAGCAUCUUUUCAUUUGGACAAGCGAUCAGAGGGCUUGCAACCGGAUGGACACUCCAAUUGAGACGCAAAAGAAGAUCUUGCAGGAAAACAGGGAAAUGAUACAAGAUCAUACAUUGUUAUGACUUGUCCAUUUUCAAGACCAUCUACUGGACCAGUAGAGACAAGUCGAUCCCCACGAGC